Molecule: messenger RNA, 2961 nt
Organism: Drosophila gunungcola (fruit fly)
Lineage: Eukaryota; Metazoa; Arthropoda; Insecta; Diptera; Drosophilidae
Product: axoneme-associated protein mst101(2)
Exons: 1
Coding region: 107-2593 (828 amino acids)
Source: RefSeq, a predicted model, not a curated record
UUAACUUUUCGGACCCAAUUUCUACCAAAUUUCUAUUUUACAAUUAAGACAAACUAAAUUUUUUAGUUUUUAAGAAGUGGCUCGUGGGGGCUAUAUAUAUUAAGGAAUGUGCUCGAGACUUAUUGGCUACCUGCUCACGGGGAUGUCCUGUCCUCAGAGUCGGGCACCCGUGGCCAUCGUGUUCCAGUGCCAGCUGCGCAACUACUGCGAUCCAUCUCUCAUGGAUUGCGAUGCUUAUAAGGCUUACAAGAAGCAAAAAGCACUUGCAAUGAAGAAAAAGAGGGCGGACAUGAAGAAGGAGGCAGCCAAGCAGGAUGUCGUCCGCCUUAAAAGCGAGCUACACAAGUGCAUCGAGCAGAAGGAGAAGGCGCUGAAGGCGAAAGUGGAGUGCAUGACAGCGGAGGAGCAAAAGGCCAUGGGCGACAUGAUGGACUGCGUGAUGGCGGGCGUCAGGAAAAUCUGCCUUAAGUCGGUGAUGCAGAAGUACUGCAAGGAGCAGGAGCUGAAGCUCCGCUACGAGAGACUGAUCAAAGAGAAGAAGAUGAAGGAGUUGAUGAAGAAGUGUCCUGCCAAGGAGAAGGAAAGCUCAGAGGAGGAGGGCGAGGACCCCAAAGCGAAGCAGGCCGAAAAAGAGACGGAGAAACUGGCAGCUAUUGCAAAAGAGUCAGAACAGCUCCAGAAGUGCAUGAAUGAGACUGCCAAACUCCUAAAAGCAGAGUUGGAGAAAAGUGGAUGCCAGGAGGAUCAAAGGAAAGAAGAAAGCCCUGAAAGCGGCAAGAAUAUCAAAAAGGAUAAUUCCAAAGACAAAUCCAAAAAGAUAGGUAAAAAUUACUCCAAACAAUCUGAGGUACAGCUUCGGGUUAAGGGCGUUAAGGAAUCGCCAAAACAGAAAGACGAUCCAACAAAAGUUCUUAUUUUGGAUAAUUGUAAGGAAGUGCUCAAGGACAAAUGCGAAGCUCCUAAAAAAAAUGCGAAGCCCGAAGCAAAAGAGGCUUGUGAGAAACCCAAAGUGCCUUUCAAGGAUAAGAAAAUAGAGAACAAAGAAAAACCUAAAGAGAAGGAAUGCCCAAUAGAUGCUAAAGUGGAAACCGCUUUAAGUAAAGUAGAGAUUGAAGGAAACAAUGCCAAAAACGACAAGAAAAUGAAGGAGAUCACAGAAGAGGAAGAGAUCUGCCCAGUGCCGCCCAAAAAGGAUAAUAAAUGCUUAAAAGAUCCUAAAGUUUCGGGGGGAAAGACCAAGUCUCCAUAUGAACAAAAGAUGGAGGAGUGCAUAAAGGAAGAAUGGGAGGACAUAAGUCAGACCCAAAAGCGACUAAGUCCCAAGGAGAAGAAGAAAGUAGAUGCCGCCGAGGGUUGUCUUAAGGAGCUAAUAAAAAAAAGGUGCCGUACAAUAGUCAUCAGAAAAAUGUGUGAUGAGUCUUGGGGAGAACCAAAAAAGGAGAAUAAGUGCAAGGAUCACGAAGAAACCAAGGACAAUCCCUCCGACUGCACGGACACUCAGGACUCUGGGAAAGCAAAUAUCAAGAAGUGUCUAGAGAAGAAAUGGAAAGACAAUUGCCCGCUUAUUCAAGAACUAACUGAAAAAAAUAAUGUCGGAUUUUGUGAAGUUUCCGCGGAAGUGAAAAAAAUAAUGCUAAAAAUAUGCGAGGAUGAUGAAAAAAAUAAAGAGUGUCAAAUGAAGGAACUGGAAGCUAAUAUCGAAAAGUGUGCGUUUCUGAAAAAAUGCGCAGACGCAAGACUCAAAAGAAAAUGCGAUGAAGAAGAGAGGAUUAAAAAGUGCGAAGAGGAGGAGAAAAUAAAAAAAUAUGAAGAGGAAGAGCGAGAGAGAACAUGCGAAGAGCUUAAGAAAACACAGGACGAUAUAAUGAAAAGGGAAUGUGAGCUAAAGAAACAAUGCGAAAAAAAAGAAAGCGCUGAGGAAGUAAAGAAAAAGUGCGAAGAGGAAGCUCGAAGGAAAAAAUGCGAAGAGCUAAAGAAAAAACGCGAAGAGGAAGUUAAAAAUGAAGCAGAGUUGAUGAAAAAAGAAAAAGAGGAGGACUCAAAGUCUAAGUGCAAAGUGGAAGAUCCUGUAAUAAAAUGCAAAGAAGAAGCGCUUAAGAAGAAAUGCAAAGAAGAAGAGCAAAAGAGAAAAUGCAAAGUUGAAGAUCAACUAAGAAAAUGCGAUGAGGAGGCUUUAAAGGAAAAAUGUGAUGAGGAAGCCAAGAAGAAAAAAUGCGAGGCACUAAAGAAAAAGCUCGUGGAGCUAAAGAAAGAAGAAAGCUAUUUGAAUCAAAAGAUUGAGGAUAUUGCGAAACAGGAAAAACUAAAAAUGCUACAAGAGGAAGAAGAGCAGAAAAAAAAAUGUGAAGAGGAUAAGGUUUUGAAAGCAUGUGAUAAAUUUGAUCAGAAGAAAAAAAGCGAUUGCCAAGGAGCAGUUGAAAAAAUAAGACACCACCCAACGGAGGACCUGCAAAAUAAAAUCCAGGCUGAAUUUUCGAAGCAAAGCAGAUAUGAAAAGUCUACGGAAAAGAAGAAAUUUCUCUCAAUAUCUGCGGUUCUACGAAGACAAGAGGCUGACAGUGCGCCCACAGGCGCAACGACACAUAUGGUUUAGAGGACGACGGCGAUCGUCAAGACCGCUUGUCCUCCAGUUGAUGCAACAGAUUCCGCCUGACGAGUUUAAUUUGGUUCCAUAUAGGAAGAACAGCUGUCAAAUGUGAACGACUGCACCAACUGGGCGAUCGUUCUUGCGAUCGCCACCGUGGUCUUGACCAACUUAGACGACAUAAAUGAAACGCUGUCGGUGUCGUCAAAAGCCUGUGGUAUAUAAAAGCUGGGGCGAUGGAUCUUUAAAAGUCGUCCGGUUUGUUAAGUGCCCAGGCCAUCAACGUCAUUCCCUGCCUUCGACGAUAGUUUAUCCCGAUACCAAAAUGUUUUUUGACCCUUUAAGCUGUCAUGAAUUUUCUUUCACUUUAUUUAGUU